Molecule: messenger RNA, 7060 nt
Organism: Pangasianodon hypophthalmus (striped catfish)
Lineage: Eukaryota; Metazoa; Chordata; Actinopteri; Siluriformes; Pangasiidae
Gene: syt6a
Product: synaptotagmin VIa
Exons: 7
Coding region: 277-1896 (539 amino acids)
Biological process (GO): regulation of dopamine secretion; cellular response to calcium ion; calcium-ion regulated exocytosis
Cellular component (GO): membrane
Molecular function (GO): calcium ion binding; syntaxin binding; clathrin binding
Source: RefSeq, a predicted model, not a curated record
AGCCCACGCAUUUGCGCACACACACUUAUUGUAUUCACUCACAUAGACACACACACACACACACACGCACACACUGUACACGCUUUAUACGCACACAACCACUGACACACAUAUCUCUGCACUGAAGAUGUUCUGGCGCACACACACUCAGAGACAUACUCUUGAGAGACAGCACAGCGUUCAUGUGGACACAAGGGUGCAGCUCGGCGAGCGUAUGUGUGCCGAUCCCUCCAGAGGAGCCCGUCACGCCGUCACACUGAGGAUGCGUCUAGGAGCAUGAGCGCCAUCGGGAAGGAGCAUGACAUGGUGUGUGAGAAGGCGGUGGCCCUCAUAACUGACCUCUGCAUGCGCGAGAGCCCCCUGUUAGAGCACAAGACCUGCGAGGAGUUUCUCUUCCUCAUUACCAACCAGGACUACAGCCUCAACCAACCCGACGUCACUGUUGGCAUCCCCAUUGGCGUGCUAGUGGCGUGCAGUUUGGCAUUGUUGCUACUGGUGGCGUUAGCUUCCUGGAAACUGUGCUGGAUACCUUGGCGCGAUAAGGCCGUGACGUCCUCCAGUUCCGUCGCCCUAACCACGGACAGCUACCCGUCCCUUCAGCCGCUGUCACGUGCACCCAGUCCCCAGCAGCCCCUGGUUGGCAUGGCCAUGGAGAAAGUGAAGGAGUCGCUGACACCCAUGGGCUUCCUGGAGGCAGCUGUGAAGAUCAGCCACACGUCACCUGACAUUCCAGCAGACGUGCAGCUCUCCAUGAAGGAACACUUCCUGAGGCGCACACAACGCAUGCAGAGACAGACCACAGAACCAGCCUCAUCCACCAGGCACAGCUCUUUCAAACGUCACCUGCCCCGGCAGAUGCAGGUGGGAAGCCUGGAUCUGGGAGACGACUAUGUGGAUAUGGACGAGCAGCCCACAAGCAUCGGGCGCAUCAAGCCAGAGCUCUACAAGCAGAGUAUGCUCGAGACCGAAGAGUCAGCCAAGAAAGGUAGCGCCAAGACCUGUGGUAAGAUCAACUUCUCACUGCGCUAUGACUACGAAAACGAGACACUGCUGGUCCACGUCCUCAAAGCCUUUGACCUGCCGGCUAAAGACCUCUGCGGCAGUUCAGACCCCUACGUCAAGAUCUACCUGCUGCCUGACCGUAAGAAGUUCCAGACGCGCGUCCACCGCAAGACGCUCAACCCUACGUUUGAUGAAAUCUUCCAGUUCCCAGUGCCCUACGAUGAGCUGCACGCCAGGAAGCUCCACCUCAGCGUGUUUGACUUUGACCGCUUCUCCCGGCACGACAUGAUCGGUGAAGUCGAAGUGGAGAACCUGUUCGAGGUGUCAGAUCUCUCCCGGGAGACUUCCAUCUGGAAGGACAUCCAGUACUCCAGCACUGAGAGCGUGGACCUUGGGGAGAUCAUGUUCUCGCUAUGCUACCUGCCUACAGCUGGAAGACUUACACUCACUGUUAUCAAGUGCAGGAACCUCAAGGCCAUGGACAUCACAGGAUAUUCAGAUCCCUAUGUCAAAGUGUCUCUCAUUUGUGAUGGGAAGCGUUUGAAAAAGAAGAAGACCACCAUCAAAAAGAAUACACUCAACCCCACCUACAAUGAAGCCAUCAUUUUCGACAUCCCCCCAGAGAACAUGGACCAAGUCAGCCUGCACAUCUCCGUCAUGGACUACGAUCUGGUGGGUCAUAAUGAGAUCAUUGGCGUGAACCGUGUUGGGUGUGGAGCGGAGGGCCUCGGCCGAGACCACUGGAAUGAGAUGCUGGCAUACCCGCGCAAACCUAUUGCACAUUGGCACCCCUUGCUGGAGCCCAAGAAAUCAGAAAAAGAGUGGAAAACCAGGACGGCUAGUUUUGACAGUCAGGGCUCAUGCCCUUCCCCCAAAGCACCCGCCAGCCCUUGAAUGGAACCACAUGUGACCCAGAAGGCCUGGCUCCCUUUCCUGCUGUCUGUCUGUGUGCCCGAGGAUAAAAAAAAAAGCAACAAAAACAAAACCAGAACAUAAAAAUCCCUGCCAUCUCCAGGUCUCCUCGGUUUCUCCAGGGCUUCUAAGCACCAAUUUCUGCAGUAUUUGUCUAAAAUCUCUGGAGUCCGAACCCUGUUUUGCAGUCAGUUCUUGGAGGCCUUGUGCACAAAUCUUUAAUGAAACGCGACACCUUUUUGGUACAGCAGAAGAAUUAUUUUCCUACCUUCAAAAGGUGGAUGAAAUCUGACCAUAACGUUAUCAGAAGAAUCACUUCAAGAGAUGUGAUCCUUGCAAGAUGAUCACAUUACUCAGCGCUCAUUGCUUGAAAAAAGGAUGAGCUUAUCUCCGAGAGCAGAGUGUCUGAGCAGUUAAAGGAAGGAUAAUUCAAGCCAAAAUGGAAAAAGGACUCAAUCUAGGGCAGUGAGAACUGAUAUCAGUAGAGGAGGAAAAUGAAUUGUCAGCUGUUAUACAAGAAUAAACCUCUCCAGAUUCUUUUGGGAAGGAAAAUCAGACUUAACACUGAUGUUCUUGUGACUUUUACAAUAGCCGCCCUGAGCUUUAUUGAUGUCGUAAAAAAGAAUUGUGUUCGUUAUGUCAUUUAAAAAAGAGCCGUUUGCCAAUUUCAGAAGAGCACAAUGAUCUCAAGUGCUUUCCUUACUGUCUAAAGACCUCCAAAUAGAGAUAUUUUAAGGUUGGCUUGGUGUUAUUGGUGGAUGAUAGAAUAGAAAACUACACAUUUAACUCUGUUAAAUUAAUACAUUUAUUUAACAAAUGUUAGUACUCAUGUUCUCAGUAGUCUCUCUGUAGUUUUUGAACUCCAUUUGAACUUUCUGCUAAAGACGUAGUUUUAUAGUUGAAGCUCAUGUUAAUCUGUUUUUGCUGUCAAUUAAUCAACAGUUGUGUUCAACAAUCGGUCAUUAGUUUGUUUGAUAUGCAGUACUGGAUACAGAUUUUAUACAGAAAUAUAAAGGGCACACAGUGAAACUUAUACGGUUAACAAAGUAAACUUUUCUUAAGCUUGACCCAAUAGGAGCACAAAAUGAAGCACCGUAUAAGUGUGUACAGUUACUGUACAGUAAUACGAUUAACAUGUGGAGUAACAAAAAUAUCUAAAAAAAAAUCAUUCAUCUGAGGAAGAUCUAAAUGACAAACUAUUAAAUCAGGACUUAAUUAUGAAUCAAGUAUGAAUUAGGAAAUUUGAAGCCUGAGUGUUAUGAAUUACACAAAUAACACUUAUGAUAAAACUUUAGAGGCCAUUUAGACUCCUCAGAAGGCACUGUGCACUCCAGCAGUUUACCAACAAGUGCUCUACAUAUGAGGGAUUUAUUCAUUAUUGCUAUAAUAACUUGGCUGUUGACUGUAUUUGUCAUGCUUAACAAACAGGUCCAUUUUUUAUACUGCUGAGUCCCUUUUGUGAUUCCUUCCUUGGUAAAAAUGCAGAGCACUGCAGUUUCUAAGCACUCAGCCAAUGGAGAAGAAAAAAAGAGCUCACAGUGAAAAAGAUGCAUGCAGGCAAAGGCAAAUUGAAAUACUUUUGCUAUGAAGGUGAGCUGCAUUUCUUCUCCAUCACACACUCUACCUAGCACACUACACUUAACACAGCUAAUUCAUUUUACAGCUGUUAUAUCAUGCUCUAGGUGUGAUUAAAACCAUGGAGUGGAUGUAUGAUGGAAAUGUCAUAUCUGAUAAGAGCACAGAGUGAUAAAAAAUAAAAAUAGGACUUUAAAAAAAUGUAAUACAGAAUCAUCUAAAGGGGGCACAAAUGGUUCUAAUGGUUGAAUUAUUUACAAUUUAGCAUUUUGUACAUUGUCCCAUCAAGUAAUUUUUCAAAAUCAUUCUACCUAAAAACCUAAACAAACUUAUAUUUGUCCUUGUUAUUUGAUGUUUUCACAUUUUAAUGCCAUAACUGAUAUUCUUGUUUUGACUGUAAUAUAAUAUAUUUUAAUGCUAUUUGUGUGGCAGUCUGGGAAAAGCCGCCAGAUGUUGCUGCAGCUGAAUUCUGGUGAAAAGCCAAAAACAGACCUGCUGACCUUCACACAUUUUGCCCUAGGACCUUCGCAUUUUAACAUCAGAGUACACUGCUAUGAGUUAUCACUCAAAAAUACCCCAAAAUCUCUCCAGUAAAAACAGGAGAUGAGCCAGUCAACACGAAUGAUUGACAGUUGCAUAUAUGUCUUGAACCUUCCAAUAUUAAUUGACCUUCCGGAAGCCCCGCCCCCUUCCCGCCUUCUCAUAUUAAUAGGAAGUCUCUCAUCUAAUCUCUCCUAUUAUUUUUCUUUUAUUUUCAUGCGCCCUCACUUUCAGGCAAGGUAAAUGGUUUUUUUUUUUUGAGUUCUUUAAUGUGAAAUAAAAUCUAUCAAUUGUAUGUUUGACUUUGACUUAGCGUUAGACAUCUACAUUUACAGUGGAUAUAAAAAGUCUACAAACCCCUGUUAAAAUGGCAGGUUUUUGUGAUGUAAAAAAAUGAAACCAAGAUAAAUCAUGUCAGAGCUUUUUCCACCCUCAAUGUGAAACUACAACAUAUAAAAAAUUAAUGAAAAACAAUCAGAAACAUUUUAGGAAAAAUAAAAAACUUACAACAACCUGGUUGCUUAAGUGCACAUACCAUUAUUCUUAUUAACCCCAAAUAAAGACCAGCUGUUUCUGUAGGAUUUUUUUCACAUCAUGGUUUCAUCUGACUUCUGAAGCCAUGGUCUGCAAAGAGCUUACAAAGCCUGUACAGGGUCUCACUGUUGAAAGGUAUUGAUCAGGAUUAGAUGUACCAUGGAACACCAUGAAGGCCAUCAUCAACAAGUGGAGAAAAUGGAGCACCACAGUAACAUCACCAAAAACAGGAUGUCCCUCCAAAAUUUAUAAAAGAACAAGAAAAAAACUUACCAGGGAGGCUGCCAAGAGCCCUACAGCAACAUUAAAGGGGCUGCAGGAAUAUCUGACAAGUAUUGAUUACUUUCUGCAUGUGACAACAAUCUCUCAUCUUCUUCACAUGUCUGGGCUAUGGGGUAGGGUGGCUAGAUGGAAGCCCUUUCUCACAAAAAUACAUCCAAGCUCAACUAAAUCACCCCAAACUAUAUAGCAAAAUGUUUUAUGGUCUGAUGAUCAAUUCCAAAUGGUAUGUUUGGUGCAAAAAAAAAAAGCACAUCACCAAAAGUACACCAUAGCCAUGGUGAAGCAUGGUGGUGGCAGCAUCAUGCUUCAGGGCUGCUUUUCUUCAGCCAGAACUGAAGCUUUUAUCAAGAUCAUGAAUCAUGAAUAGCUACAAAUACCAGUCAGUUUUUUAGUGCAAAACCUUCAGGUGUCUGCUAGUAAGCUAAAGAUGAAAAGGAAUUUCCCCUUUUAGCACAACAAUGACACAAAGCAUGCAUCCAAAUCAACAAAGGAAUGGCUCACUGUUUUUGAACGACCUAGCCAGAACGCAGACCUGAAUCCAGCUAAAAAGCUGUGGUUUAGCCUGAAGCGGGCGGUGCUCAGGAGAUACCCUUACAAUUUGAUGGAUCUAGAAUGUUUUUGCAAGAAAGAGUGAGAAAAUAUGGCCAAGUCAAGAUGUGCCACACUGAGAGACUCUUACUCAAAAAGACUGAGUGGUGUAAUAUAAUCAAAAGGUCCUUCAACAAUGUAUUAGUUUAGGGGUGUGCACACUUAUGCACCCAGGUUAUUGUAAGUUUUUUAUUUUUCCUAUUUUUCCCUAAAUGGUUUCUGAUUGUUUUUCAAUUCAUUUUUAUACGUUGUUAUUUCACACUGAGAGUGGAAAAAGAUCUGAUGUGAUUUAUCCUGGUUUCUUUUUUUACAUCACAAAAACCUGCCAUUUUAACAGGGGUGUGUAUACUUAUAUCCACGGUAUUAUGGAUGCCACAGAAAAAAUGUAGCAGAAAAUAGUCAAAAAUUACACUUUUUUGGACAAAAGUGACAUUUUUCAGGGAAAGACUACAUACACAUAUAAUGAAGUGCCAAAUCUAGUACUUUACAAAUAAUUUAAAUGUAACGAUAUUUAGAAAGUGAUUUAAAAAACCUGCAUCAGCGGGAUCAGCUCUAUGCGCCUAGUGGUUACCGUAAAACCCUGUAUAUAUACACACUACAGUUUGUACCUUAGACAAUUGAUUUGUGAAAAACUAUUUUGAAGUUGUAAUGUGUUUUUAACCUCCCAUCCCCGCCCCCAACUCCUGCAAACACAUUACUGCUCUUCAGGGUUGGCAGGUCUGCGAAAAAGAAAAGUUUUUUUUUUUUUGGGGCAAAAUGUGCAUAUAUUGAAUAUGCCAAUUUUGAGAGUUUUUACUCUAUAUUAGAAAAUGUCAAAGUUUUACCAUCAAAGGGUUUUCCCAGGCCACCACAUGUUUAUGUUCUACACCAUAAUGUAGAGUCACAUUGAGUUCAGUGCUCCAUGUGUGGACACAAGUUACUCUAGACAUUCUUAUCUGCUUUAAAACCUAAAGCAACUUUGACAUUAGAGUGGAGAACACAUGGGAACAGCACUAGAUUAGAUUAGACACUUCCUUUUGGAUAUCAUCCUGCAGACAUCCCAGUGCUGUGGUGUGUUUUAAAUCAGGACUCACUCAAGGAGGAUUACAGUGGACUUAACAUCUGCAAAAGAGCUACAAGUAAUAAAUCCGCAUGGACUGAACUCCCUAAAAAUAAUGAACAUUACUCUAGUUCCCAGAUUUUUCAUUGCAAUCCCUGAAAACUAGAAAGUAGAUACUACAUAGAAGAAGAAAACUCCUCCAUCAGCCAUCAUACAUUACAGCUGUUGAGGUUUACAUGUUUCUAUGUAAAGAAAUAGAUCUAAUAUUUUGGUGAAUAACUGCAGGUAACCGUUUGAUGACUUGACAACUUGAUGUACUGUUUUGAUUCCUACCUGUACCAACCAUGUUUAUGAUGUCCUCAGGCCCCGGCACUAUAGACACAAUCUGUUGCUGUUGUAGGUGGAAUCUGUGAAAUGGGUACAAAUUACUUUAUGGUCUGUGCAGUUUAUGAACCUCUUUUUCUCUUCUUUGUGAAUUUAACAACUUUCCAAUUUUAUAUUGCUAAUUUGUACUUGUAAGAAAACUGUUGAACAACUGUUCUUGUAUUUCAAACAAGCAAAAAUAAAGUUGUCGGAUGAGUCGUUUCA